AUGUUUUAUCCUCAUCCACCAAUUCAUUUUCUUCAAGUAAUGAAUAUAAAAUAUAUUUAUUGUCAAAAACGAACAUUAAGAAUAUGUUUCUAUUAUUUUCUCUAUUUUAUUAUUGUUAUUAUUCUUUUCUCAAUAUUUUAUACAAUUAUUGAUCUUUUGAAUAACUAUGGAAUUAUCCAUGAUUGUACAACAUUAUGUCAUUGGAAAAUGGAACGAACAAAAGAUGAUAUUAUGUUUAUUGAUUUAAGAGCAAACUAUAUCGAAUCGGCACAUAAUUAUCCAGAAUAUGUGUGUCCACAAAAUUUUCGAAAUAUGGCCGAAUGGAUCUAUGGAUGGCCAGAACAAUUUAAAGAAAAAAUUCAUUCAUUAACAAAUGUUGAUCAAGUUGCUCCUUGUUUACCAGACGGUAGUAUAAUUUAUGUUCGUGUAUGGGUUAUUGAUGAAUUUUUUGAUAAAAUAUAUCCAAAACUGAUAAAUAAAUUUGUUUUAAUUACGGGUGAAGGAGAUUUGUCUGUACCAAAAUCAAAACAUUUAAAAUAUAUUCAAAAUAAUGAUUCAAAAAUAAUUCAUUGGUUUGGACAAAAUGGAAUGAUAUUGUCGGAUCCAAAUAUUCGAUUUACACACAUUCCAAUUGGAAUAAAUUGUUACGAAAUGGCCAAUGGUAUUCAAGAAUUAUACAAUCAAAUUCAAGCAAAUUCAAUCUCAAAAAUGUUUGAAUCUACUUCAUCUGUCAGUAAUGAUAUCGAUGAACCACUAUCCUAUGUCUUACCUUUUGAUGUAAGCUUAAAAAAUGAACGAAAAAUGGUUAAAAAACUUGUUUUACUUAAUUUUGAUGUUAAUACUGAUCAAACUGGUCUACGCAAAAAAAUAUGGAGCAUUGUUUGUAAUCAAAAAAUUUCUAAUAAUUGGCUAAAUUUUUCAACUUGUAUUAAUAAAGGUUCAGGUGUACAGAUAACUCAAAUACCACAAAUCUAUAAACGUAAUCGACAGUAUCCUUUGUGGUUAUCACCACGAGGAAAUGGUUUAGAUUGUCAUCGAACAUGGGAAGCACUCUAUUUGGAUAUUAUACCUAUAGUCAUGAAUUCGACCUUAAUUAGUCUCUAUCAGGAUUUACCAAUUAUUAUUAUUGAUGAUUGGACAAUAGUUACAGAACAAUUUUUGACCGAUAAACUAUCAACUAUAAUCGCUAAUAAAAAACGAACAAAUAUAUAUAAAUGGGAAAAAUUACGUAAUGCAUAUUGGCGUCGUUUAAUAUUUAGUUAUUCUCGACAUCGAUUUGAAGAUAAUUCAAAAACAAAUAUAUGUUGGCAUAUAAAAAAAAAAUGGUUCGUUUUCUAA
Didymodactylos carnosus is the source of this 1338-nucleotide messenger RNA. Lineage: Eukaryota; Metazoa; Rotifera; Eurotatoria; Philodinida; Philodinidae. The record is from the annotation of a GenBank genome assembly.